Messenger RNA from Vigna umbellata (rice bean), 2824 nucleotides. Its product is annotated as U-box domain-containing protein 4-like. Lineage: Eukaryota; Viridiplantae; Streptophyta; Magnoliopsida; Fabales; Fabaceae. Gene Ontology annotation, molecular function: protein binding; ubiquitin-protein transferase activity. Gene Ontology annotation, biological process: protein ubiquitination. The record is from RefSeq and is a predicted model, not a curated record.
ACGUUUUAUUCCUACAAGUCCAAGCGUAGCUUAGAAGAAUACAAAUUCCCCAAAAUUCUCUACAUUUAUUUUAGCACCACCACUGCCCAUCCCAGCUCCUCCCAUUCCAACGGUAGCCGGAGAGCGCAUUUCUGCGGUGCUGUCAACCAAUUCUUCUCCUUCUGUCACUUUCAACUGGGAACUAUUUUCCUUAUAUGCAGGUAUUAUGGAGAUAUCUUUAUUGAAGGUCAUAUCUGAUGCAAUAUCCUCAUUUUUGCAUUUAUCAUUUUCUGAAAAGAUGAAGUUAGUACCUGUAUCAAAAUGUUACCAAAAGGCAGAGAAGAUGCUUAAGCUGUUGAAGCCUAUUGUUGAUACUAAUGUUUUUUCAGAUAUAGCUUCUAAUGAAGUACAUAGGAAACUAUUUGAGGAACUUGGUCUGGCAGUUGAUGAGUUGACAGAGCUUAUUCUGAACUGGCAUCCGUUAUCUAGCAAAUUUUACUUUGUUAAUCAAGUUGAUGCCAUAAUAUCAACAAUUCAGGCAUUGGGUCUAAGCAUUUUACAACAGCUGGAGGUUUCACAGCAAGUUCUCCCUGAUAAUUUGGGAAAUGAAAUAUCAUCAGCCAUUAAAAAAGCUAUUAUGGAACAACAGGAAGGUUUAGUAUCAAGUUUAGAGGUCCUGGAAAACAUUGCUGACAACCUGGGUCUAAGGUCUAAUCAAGAGGUCCUGAUUGAGGCUGUAGCCCUUGACAAGCUGAAGGAGAAGGCUGAACAAAUUGAAAACACUUCAGAAGUUGAAUAUGUUGAUAAAAUGAUCUCAAUUGUAAAUCGAAUGCAUGAGCAUAUUGUUAUGCUUAAGCAAGCUCAGAGUUCUAUCCCAGUGUCAGUACCUGCUGAUUUUUGCUGUCCUCUGUCUUUGGAAUUGAUGACGGAUCCGGUCAUUGUGGCAUCUGGUCAAACAUAUGAGCGGGCUUUCAUCAAGAACUGGAUUGACGUAGGUCUUACUGUCUGUCCAAAGACACGCCAGACUCUUGUCCACACCAAUCUAAUACCUAACUACACUGUAAAAGCAUUAAUUGCUAACUGGUGUGAAACACAUGAUGUAAAGCUUCCUGAUCCCAUUAAGUCCAAAAGCUUAAAUCAACCAUCUCCCUUUCAUGUGUCUAUGGAGUCUGGUUUGACCAAGGAUUUGCCUGGUAUAACUAGUGGUGAACCCCACCAAGAACAAACAUCAACAUUGCAUCCCUCUUCUAUUCCAGGUGGUUCUUUGAAUGGCACGGUUCAUGAGCCAUAUGUGGAUCUUGAAAGAAUAUCACACACAGGUUCAGAUGAUGGAUCUGCCAGCUCAAAUGAAGGGAGUGUCGAUUCAUUUGGUGAAUCAUUAACAUCACCAUCCAGAAAUGCCUUGAGCUCAGAACAAUCUCGUAAUGAUGUUAGAACUACUUCUGAUGUCAACAAUACUCUGCUGUCAACCAGUUCAGUCCACAAUCGCGAUGCUUCUUCUGGGGAAUUGAAUUCAGGGCAAGAUGCUGUUCGCUUGCCAACUCGGCAUAGAGAAUCUGAGUUUUCUUCCCAAUUAGCAGUGCCAAGGUCUCAAAGCCAAACUAUAUGGCAACGAUCAUCUGAGUGGCUUGUUCCUAGGGUAGUGUCUACUAUUGAAACAAGAGCUGAUCUUUCUGCUGCUGAAACCCAGGUUCUGAAAUUAGUGGAGCAGUUAAAGAUUGAUUCUCUUGAUGCUAAGAGAGAGGCAACAUCAGAACUUCGCCUUCUUGCUAAGCACAAUAUGGAUAACCGAAUUGUGAUUUCAAAUUGUGGAGCCAUUAGCUUAUUAGUUGAUUUACUGCAAUCAACUGAUUCUAUGAUCCAGGAAAAUUCUGUUACAGCUCUCCUUAACUUAUCAAUCAAUGAUAACAACAAGGCUGCUAUUGCAAAUGCUGGUGCAAUUGAACCUUUGAUUCAUGUCCUCAAGACAGGGAGUGCAGAAGCCAAGGAAAAUUCAGCUGCCACUCUUUUCAGCCUCUCAGUAACUGAGGAAAACAAAAUCAGGAUAGGGAGGUCUGGGGCUAUUGGACCACUUGUUGAUUUGUUGGGAAACGGAACCCCAAGGGGGAAGAAAGAUGCUGCCACUGCCUUGUUUAAUUUGUCCAUAUUUCACGAAAACAAGGACCGGAUUGUGCAAGCAGGUGCUGUGAAACACCUUGUAGAGUUAAUGGACCCAGCAGCUGGAAUGGUGGACAAGGCUGUGGCUGUUUUAGCAAAUCUUGCUACAAUACCAGAAGGGAAAGCAGCCAUUGGUGAUCAAGGUGGGAUUCCUGUUUUGGUUGAGGUUAUUGAGUUGGGCUCUGUGAGAGGAAAGGAGAAUGCUGCAGCGGCUCUUCUACAUCUAUGCUCAGACAACCACAGAUAUUUAAACAGUGUGCUCCAAGAAGGAGCUGUGCCACCUUUAGUAGCAUUAUCACAAUCAGGCACCCCAAGGGCCAAAGAAAAGGCCCUUGCGCUCCUUAAUCAAUUUAGAAGCCAAAGACAUGGUAGUGGUGGGAGAGGUUGAUCUCAAUUUUGCAACCAGGUAGGCCAUCCAAAGUUUUUGAACCAGUUGGCAGAAUAUGUAGGAUUAUACGCUCCAUUGUGCACAUAAUAUUUUUUUCUUCCACAUGCUUGUAAAGGCGUGAGGGGGCUAAUAUGUAUGUAUGAGGAGGAUUGAUUGUGUCUCUCAUGUGGCACACCUCUCUUUGAUGCAAGUGUAACUUUUGUAUUUGGCUUGUUUGCCGAUGUCCUAACUAUCUCUUUUUCAAUGAGAUGUCUUCUGCCUUUGAUGAAAGCACUUAGCAGGCGUUUUAAGAAAAAAUAA